Pelagomonas calceolata is the source of this 846-nucleotide messenger RNA. The record is from the annotation of a GenBank genome assembly. NCBI's taxonomy places the organism in Eukaryota, Pelagophyceae, Pelagomonadales, Pelagomonadaceae.
CAAACGCUGCAAAACACACCAACCAGGCAAGCAGCGCCAGAAGCCAGCCACAUGUCUCUCGCCCCCAGCCUCUUCGCGUCGCCGGCGCUCGGCACGGCGCGCGAGCGGUCCGGCUCGAACCCGCCGGACAGCCGCCAGAGCCCCUUUGGCGCGUACGCCUCGCCGCCGCCGUCGAGCUUCGGCCAGCAGGGCUUCGGCGAGCCGCGGCGGCGGCGGGGGGCCGAGGCGACGCCGCUGGGCAACGGCCUGGCCUCGCCGCGCCACGUGCCGCGCGCGACGCGGAGCCCGGGCCCCCCGACGGCGUCUCUGUUGGACGAGCAGAUGCCGCGGCAGCCGCCGGACCUCUUUUCUCCCCCCAGACCGCAGCACGCGAGCCCGAUGGCCUGCGAGCCCGACGAUGCGCCGCUCUUCUCGCGCGCGGAGCCGGCCGGUACCGGGUUUACGGACGAUGGGGCGCUGGACUGCUGGGUGCUGGUUUUUGGGCUCGGGCCCGACGACGCGCCGCACGCCCUGACAGCUCUAGCGCAGCACGGCGACGUCCUCGAGCACGAGCGCGGCGCCGGGAACUGGCUUUUCGCGCGCUUUGCGUCGCGGUGGCAGUGCGAGGCGCUCCUGGCGCGGAAGGCGCUCGUCUUGGGCGAUGGAAGGACGGUCGUCGGCGCGCUUCGCGUCGACGACGACGCGGCGCGGCGCUUCGGCUUCCGCGGCGGCGGCGGCGGCGCUCCCGCGGCACCGGCGGCGCCGUCCCGAACACCGGACAACCUCAUGCUCCACCCGCGCCUGCGGCACCCGACGGAGCCGCGGAACUGCUGCGAGAAGCUCGUGGCCGCCGUCUUCUCCUGGUAA